AAGUUUUGAAAGAUUGGGUGCCUAACAGAAAUGUAGACGAACUGGACGUGUGUAUAGUAGCUGGGUGUGUGCGCAGCGCAAGAGAUUGACCGAAAUUUCAAGGAUAAAUACUAACUUUGUGUACAGGAAAAAUAAAAUAAAAUAAUAAAAAAAGGAGCAGAAAUUAUCAAAAAAUAAAUUACGUAAAAAUUUUAUUGAAAAAAAUAAGCAAACAAUUAAUUGAGUAAAUACAGAAAUAAAAAAAAUUUGAAUUUGACAAAAUGGGUCUGCCAGAGAUGGAUUUUGAUGCUGUUUUGAAGAAAUGCGGCAACUUUGGACGAUUCCAACUUCUUAUAUUUUUAUGCUUUGGUCUAACAAAUCUCCUCUCAUCGAUGCAUUAUUUUGCACAGACAAUAAUUAGUUUCACGCCGGAGCAUUGGUGUUACCAUGAGAAAUUGGCAAAUUCUAGUUUUGAUGAAAUUCGCGCUGUUUAUGCACAAACAGAAAACCCGCGCUGCACCCUCCUAGACGACAUUGUCGAUGGCAAACCGAUUGUUGCUGAAGUGGGUAAAUGCCGGCAAUGGAUUUAUGAAUAUGAAAGAGGUUACAAAAGCGUGACCUCUGAUCUCAAUUGGGUAUGCGAAGAAUCCAUACAAUCAGCUAUUGGACAAUCAGUAUUCUUUGUGGGUUCUGUAAUCGGCACAGUAUUCUUCGGUUAUCUUGCUGACAAAAUUGGACGACUUCCAGCGUUGAUCUUAACUACUUUAACAGGCGCUAUGGGUGAUUUUCUCACAACAUUUGCCACAAAUUUACCAAUAUAUGCACUCUUUCGUUUCCUUUCGGGCUUAUCCACUGAUACAUUUUACUAUCUCAUGUACAUAAUGGUUUUCGAGUAUCUCAGCCCACGAAAGCGUACACUCGGCCUCAACAUGGCCACCGGCAUAUUCUAUUUUAUUGGUUUGGCUAUGGCACCGUGGUUUGCUCUGUGGUCCGGUUCAUGGCGCGGUUACCUCUACAUCGCUUCGGUACCCGCAGUGCUUGUACUAUUAUACCCCUUUGUGAUAUGUGAGAGCGCCCAAUGGUUGGUGGCCACCCAACGUUAUGAUCGUGCAGUGAAAUGCCUGAAACAUGUUGCUAAAAUCAAUCGUCGCGAGGUGAAGGAGGAAGUAUUUGAUGAAUUCAUCGCUUACUAUAAGCAGAAAGCGGCUGAUCAACUAGUGCAGAAGAAAACCAAAGAUACCUUCUGGGGCAUGUUCCGUACACCACGUUUGCGCAAAUUCACCAUUAUGAUGCUGAUAAAAAACAUGUUCCUGGCACUCGCUCUGGAUGUGAUCAGCCGCAAUAUGGAGGGCAUGGGCAGCUCACCAUUUAUACUCUUCUCAGCCACUUCCAUUGUUUACGUUUUGGGCAGUGUAACCAUCAUUCUACUGCAAAAUCGUAUCGGUCGCAAGGGUAUGGCUUUUAGCACGCUCUUCGUUAGCGCAAUCAUCAUCGCUGCUACGGGAUUUUUAAUCGCUUUUUACGAUACCAAUGAAAACGCUUUGUUGUUGGCUAUCAUGGUUGGACUCGGCCGAUAUGGCGUGGUGGUCAGCUAUGAGGCGGAGGCACAGUAUUCUUCGGAGUUCAUACCGACAACUGUGCGUGCUCGUGGCAUGGCCAAUAUACAUGUUGUUGGUUUCGCCUUCACCAGUCUCAAUUCGUAUGUGAUAUAUUUGGGUUAUUUAUAUAAGCCGCUGCCAUCGAUAUUUAUGGCGCUCUUAAUGUUUAUAGCGUCCAUAUUAUGCUUGUCAUUGCCAGAGACUAUGAAUCAAAAAUUACCACAAACUUUGAAGGAUGGUGAAGAAUUCGCCCGACACCAGCGUUGGUACAACUUUAUAUGCUUCGAUAAGAAUCGGAAUAUCAAAGAGGUGGAGGCAAAGAAUGCUUCCUAAUGUGUCUGGGUGUAAAAGGUGUGUGAGUCAGGCGAACAUAUUGCCUAGAAAAGUGUUUUGCAAAUUGUGUAUGAUAUUUAUGUUACAAAAUAAAGUUUGGACAUUUUUAUAAU
Ceratitis capitata (Mediterranean fruit fly) is the source of this 2023-nucleotide messenger RNA. RefSeq names its product organic cation transporter protein. The coding region runs from base 261 to 1910 and encodes 549 amino acids. Lineage: Eukaryota; Metazoa; Arthropoda; Insecta; Diptera; Tephritidae. Gene Ontology annotation, cellular component: membrane. Gene Ontology annotation, biological process: transmembrane transport. Gene Ontology annotation, molecular function: transmembrane transporter activity. The record is from RefSeq and is a predicted model, not a curated record. The transcript has 6 exons.